Messenger RNA from Lepus europaeus (European hare), 4600 nucleotides. It is a transcript of the gene MAN2A2, whose product is annotated as mannosidase alpha class 2A member 2. The transcript is spliced from 23 exons. Gene Ontology annotation, molecular function: alpha-mannosidase activity; carbohydrate binding; DNA binding. Bases 117 to 3578 code for a protein of 1153 amino acids. Gene Ontology annotation, cellular component: Golgi membrane. The record is from RefSeq and is a predicted model, not a curated record. Gene Ontology annotation, biological process: mannose metabolic process; protein deglycosylation; N-glycan processing. NCBI's taxonomy places the organism in Eukaryota, Metazoa, Chordata, Mammalia, Lagomorpha, Leporidae.
CGCUGAGCCGGGGGGAGCAGCGGCGGCCGCCACCCCCGGGCAUGUGAGGGGCGCACCCGGCGGCGGGGCCCGCAGCGGCGCGGAGGCCGCCGCAGACGGUGCACGUGGAGGCCACUAUGAAGCUGAAGAAGCAGGUGACAGUAUGUGGGGCUGCUAUCUUCUGUGUGGCGGUCUUCUCGCUCUACCUCAUGCUGGACCGAGUGCAGCACGACCCCGCCCGACACCAGAGCGGUGGGAACUUUCCCCGGAGCCAGAUCUCCGUGCUGCAGAACCGCAUCCAGCAGCUGGAGCAGCUGUUGGAGGAGAACCAUGAGAUCAUCAGCCACAUCAAGGACUCGGUGCUGGAGCUGACGGCCAACGCCGAGGGCCCGCCCGCCCUGCUGCCCUACCACACGGCCAACGGCUCCUGGGUGGUGCCACCGGAGCCCCGGCCCAGCUUCUUCUCUGUCUCCCCUCAGGACUGCCAGUUUGCUUUGGGGGGCCGGGGCCAGAAGCCAGAGCUGCAGAUGCUGGCGGUGACCGAGACGCUGCCGUUCGACAACGUGGAGGGUGGCGUGUGGCGGCAGGGCUUUGACAUCUCCUACAGCCCACACGACUGGGACGCCGAGGACCUGCUGGUGUUCGUGGUGCCGCACUCGCACAACGACCCAGGCUGGAUCAAGACCUUCGACAAGUACUACACGGAGCAGACGCAGCACAUCCUCAACAGCAUGGUAUCCAAGCUGCAGGAGGACCCCCGGCGGCGCUUCCUCUGGGCCGAGGUCUCCUUCUUUGCCAAGUGGUGGGACAACAUCAGUGCCCAGAAGAGAGUGGCAGUCCGGAGGCUGGUGGGAAACGGGCAGCUGGAGAUUGCCACAGGAGGCUGGGUGAUGCCGGACGAGGCCAACUCCCACUACUUUGCACUAAUCGAUCAGCUCAUUGAGGGGCACCAGUGGCUGGAGAGGAACCUCGGUGCAGCCCCGCGCGCUGGCUGGGCGGUGGAUCCCUUUGGGUACAGCUCCACCAUGCCUUACCUGCUGCGCCGUGCCAACCUGACAAGCAUGCUGAUCCAGAGGGUGCACUAUGCCAUCAAGAAACACUUCGCCGCCACCCGCAGCCUGGAGUUCAUGUGGAGGCAGACGUGGGACCCGGACUCCAGCACAGACAUCCUGUGCCACAUGAUGCCCUUCUACAGCUAUGACAUCCCCCACACCUGCGGCCCCGACCCCAAGAUCUGCUGCCAGUUCGACUUCAAACGCCUGCCCGGGGGGCGCAUCAACUGCCCCUGGAAGGUGCCGCCCCGGGCCAUCACCGAGGCCAACGUGGCAGAGAGGGCGGCCCUGCUCCUGGACCAGUACCGGAAGAAGUCCCGGCUCUUCCGGAGCAACGUGCUCCUGGUGCCGCUGGGCGACGACUUCCGAUACGACAAGCCGCAGGAGUGGGAUGCCCAGUUCUUCAACUACCAGAGGCUCUUCGACUUUCUCAACAGCAAGCCUGACCUGCACGUCCAGGCGCAGUUCGGCACGCUCUCUGACUACUUCGACGCUCUGUACAAGAGGACAGGCGUGGAGCCGGGGGCCCAGCCCCCAGGGUUUCCGGUGCUGAGCGGAGAUUUCUUCUCCUACGCCGACCGGGAGGAUCAUUACUGGACAGGCUACUACACUUCCCGGCCUUUCUACAAGAGCCUGGACCGCGUCUUGGAAGCCCACCUGCGGGGGGCUGAGAUCCUGUACAGCCUGGCUGUGGCUCACGCCCGCCGCUCGGGGCUGGCCGCCCAGUACCCGCUCUCUGACUUCGCCCUCCUGACGGACGCUCGGCGCACCCUGGGGCUCUUCCAGCACCAUGACGCCAUCACCGGCACGGCCAAGGAAGCGGUGGUUGUGGACUACGGGGUCAGGCUCCUGCGCUCGCUCGUCAGCCUGAAGCGGGUCAUCAUCAAUGCUGCUCACUACCUGGUGCUGGGGGACAAGAGCACCUACCGCUUCGACCCCGAGGCCCCCUUCCUCCAGGCGGAUGACAGCCGCUUAAACCACGACGCCCUGCCCGAGCGCACGGUGAUCGCGCUGGAUGCUUCCCCCAGGUUCGUGGUGCUCUUCAACCCGCUGGAACAGGAGCGGCUCAGCGUGGUGUCGCUGCUGGUGAACUCGCCCCGGGUGCGCGUCCUCUCGGAGGAGGGCCAGCCGCUGGCCGUGCAGAUCAGCGCGCACUGGAGCUCUGCCACGGACAUGGUCCCCGACGUCUACCAGGUGUCUGUGCCCGUCCGCCUGCCCGCGCUGGGCCUGGGCGUGCUGCAGCUGCAGCAGGGCCUGGACGGGCUCCGCACGCUGCCCUCCUCCGUGCGCGUCUACCUGCACGGCCGGCAGCUGUCGGUCAGCAGGCACGAAGCGCUCCCGGUCCGCGUGGUCGACUCGGGCACCAGCGACUUCGCCCUCAGCAACCGCUACAUGCAGGUCUGGUUCUCAGGCCUCACUGGGCUCCUCAAGAGCAUCCGAAGGGUGGAUGAGGAGCAGGAGCACCGGGUGGACAUGGAAUUUCUCAUCUAUGGCACCCGAACUUCCAAAGACAAGAGCGGCGCCUACCUCUUCCUGCCGGACGGCGAGGCCAAGCCCUACGUUCCCAAGGAGCCCCCUGUGGUGCGUGUCACGGAAGGCCCCUUCUUCUCCGAGGUGGUCGCUUACUAUGAGCACGUGCACCAGGUGGUGCGGCUGUAUAACCUGCCAGGGGUGGAGGGGCUGUCUCUGGACAUGGCGUCCCUGGUGGACAUCCGGGACUACGUCAACAAGGAGCUGGCCCUGCGCAUCCGCACGGACGUGGACAGCCAGGGCACCUUCUUCACGGAUCUCAAUGGCUUUCAGGUGCAGCCCCGGCGGUACCUGAAGAAGCUCCCUCUGCAGGCCAACUUCUACCCCAUGCCCGUCAUGGCCUACAUCCAGGACGCGCAGCAGCGCCUCACGCUGCACACUGCCCAGGCCCUGGGCGUCUCCAGCCUGGAAAACGGCCAGCUGGAAGUGAUCUUGGACCGGCGGCUCAUGCAAGAUGACAACCGGGGCCUCGGCCAGGGGCUCAAGGACAACAAGAGGACCUGCAACCGAUUCCGCCUCCUGCUGGAAAGGCGCACGGCGGGCAAGAGUCCUGGCGAGGUCCAGGACACCGACUCUACCAGCUACCCGUCCCUGCUCAGCCACCUGACCUCCGUGCACCUGAACGCCCCGGUGCUGGCCCUGCCGGUCGCCAAGAGGCAGCUCCCCGGCUCCGCGCUGCGCUCCUUCCACCCUCUGGCGGCCUCACUGCCCUGCGACUUCCACCUGCUCAACCUGCGCACGCUCCCAGCCGAGGAUGACACCCUGCCCGCGCCUGACACGGCACUCAUCUUGCACCGCAAGGGUUUCGACUGCGGCCUUGAGGCCAAGAACUUGGGCUUCAACUGCACCACGAGCCAGGGCAAGGUGGCCUUGGGGAGCCUCUUCCGGGGCCUGGACGUGGGAUUCCUGCAGCCGACCUCCCUGACGUUGCUGUACCCGCUGGCCGCGCCCUCCAACGGCACUGACGUCUAUCUGGAGCCCAUGGAGGUCUCCACCUUCCGUGUCCGCUUGGGUUAGGGCUCCCCGUGGCCUGAAGCGUGCACCCCGAGGCUGCCUGUCUGUGUGAAGAUGGAGUUGGACAAGCCACGCUGGGUCUCCCCUCCCGAUCUGUCUCCAAACUGUCAGACUGGGCCCGGCCCUCAUUUUCCGUUUAUUGUUGCUUCUGUGUUAAGGGCAGCCCGACGCCAUGGCGGGCAGAGAGGGCAGAAGCUGGCGAGGUCAGGGAGGAAGGCCCUUGGCCAGGGCAGGCAGAGUCAUGCUGCUUCCGGUGGAGUGGCCACCCAGCCGGACACAGGCUCCCGUACCCAUCCUUUCCCCAGAAUGGGAUGUAGGAGAAGCAGGGGCCAGGGAGACUGCGUGGGUAACAACCCAGUGACCGAGGCCCUGCACGGGAGAACUGGCUCCAGCGUGGGGAGCAGGGUCAUGGUGACUCUGGGCGAAGAGGGCCAGGGAGCUAGCAGGGGGCUGGGGGAAUAAGGGGAUUCCCUGCUGCUCCUGAGUCUGAGGGCCUUGCUGCUUUCCGUGUUGGCUCCACUCCGUGCCACCUGGCACGUGUGCCUUGGCUUGGGGCCGCGGGGCCCCCUGUGCAUGGCGGUCAGGCCCUGAGCUCUCACCUCUGGUCAUCCUUCAACUCCCUGUGCAGGGACCUAUGGUUAUCACUUAGAGACUAAAUUAGGAGGCAGCAUGGCUGCUCGUGAGCCUUUGGUUAAUAGAGACCACCUGCUGUUAGUCUCUGUAGACCCUGAAAAGAUAAUGUGAUAAAAGCUAAGAUCCACCCCUUGUUACAACUCACAGUAAGUUGAAACUAGAGAGAAACCUCCUGUGUCCAGCGAGGUCUCCCAGAAGCCACCAGCUGAUGGCCUGGUGAAGCGGCCACCUCCACAGGCAUCCCCAUUAGCCCAGGGACUAGCCAGGGGCAUGCUAUUAGGCAGCAGUGUCCGGCACUCAUGCGCCCUGCAGGAAGGCAGAUGAGGGCGAUAAGGACAAACUACAGCUGUCAUUAUUUAUAGCCAAUAAAACUGCCUACCUGGACAACCUGA